AUGGCAGUCCAUCCGCGUCCGUUGCGAGCGGUCAGGUUCGGUGUGGCCCUUCUGGCCUUUGCCGCGCUCAAGCUGUCCUUCGUGGGUGUCGUGAGCCCACGAAGAUCUGUGACGCCUGUAGUCCGUCGAGGAGAAGGUUUCGACGCUGCCACCGCAACACCCAAGGUGAAGUCGACUAUCAGCCGGGAGCAGUUGGAGCGG
Symbiodinium sp. CCMP2456 is the source of this 201-nucleotide messenger RNA. The record is from the annotation of a GenBank genome assembly. Lineage: Eukaryota; Dinophyceae; Suessiales; Symbiodiniaceae.